CACCGGAAGUUGAAUUAUCAGCUGAUCCUGCUUGCUGUUGUUGAUGCCUGAAGUUGCUGUUGUUUGGACACUGUGUUGCUCUUAUCUGCGCCUGACAUUGGAGACAAAUUAAACCCGAGCGAAGGACACGGUGGACAUUUACCGGCAGACGAGCUUAUGAGUGACGAGUUUCACUGCGAGGAGUUUGCGCACAAGCGGCACGAGAGCUAGCGCCAACGCGUGAGUCUGAGUGGAGAGGAAAGAAGAAAAACAGCCGACGGCUCUGCGUGCUUUCUUUGUUUAUGUCGUGCCUGCCUGAACCGCAGUAUUCAUUUUCUUUGUCUUGAAUGUAGACUUAUUUUCUGCACCUACGUCAUUUAUAUGUAUAUUUAUGCUUUCUUACCAUUGCGCGCCGGGCAGCUAGCUCGUCAACUCACGUUCACCCGUAGUGACAGAUGACUGGAGCGACCCGUGAGAGUCAUCGGGCUUUGAGACGUUAUCUCUCGUGCCUCUAUUUCGUGUAGGUGUGUAUCGCUGUGUCCGUUGCCCCGUUGGUCAGUCUGGAGACCCAGAACAGCACUGUGACCCAACAAGGACACGUGUGGUCCGUUUGUUUAUUCCUGACGACGAAUCGAGAUACUUCACUGUUUUUUGUUUUCCCCGUAUCGAUCUGAAACCACAGGACCAGGUGGUAGGUUAACUGACAGCUGUCCUUGUAGGUUUAGGUUGGCUCGCACGUUGCAUCAUUUGUUUGUGUGCAAGCUGUCCGACUUUGCUGGGUAACUUGUUAAACUGUUGUUUAAAACGUGUUCAGUCUAAGGUGGCUCUGUGAAUGUCAUUGUUUAUAUUGUUUUUACAUGCUUUUUUAUUUUCACAUGACAUGUGAUAAACUGGCCUCCUUUUACCGCAACCCAUAGUUUGAGGAGCUGUUUGAUGCUAACUAGUAGAGUUAUGAAUUGAAAUAGCCAUCUGAAACUAUUCAGACUGUGCUGUGACCGGGGACAGACAGGGGAGAGAAAGGGUUCCACAGAGGGUCCCGUUGUGUCUUGAGGUGAGCUGCCCUCCACUACUUGCCAAUGCUGGACCUGGAGGUGGUGCCUGAGAGAUCACUAGGAAAUGAGCAAUGGGAAUUUGCCUUAGGGAUGCCAUUGGCCCAGGCCAUCUCUAUUCUGCAGAAACACUGCCGCAUCAUCAAAAAUGUCCAGGUGCUAUACAGUGAACAGACACCACUCAACCAUGACCUCAUACUGAACUUGACUCAGGAUGGGAUCAAACUGCUGUUUGAUGCCACAAAUCAGAGACUCAAGGUGAUUGAAGUGUAUGACCUGAGCAAAGUCAAGUUGAAAUACUGUGGAGUCCAUUUCAACUCUCAGGCAAUUGCUCCCACAAUAGAGCAAAUAGACCAGUCAUUUGGAGCUACGCACCCUGGAGUUUACAACGCUGCAGAGCAGUUGUUCCAUCUCAACUUUCGAGGCCUGUCUUUCUCCUUCCAGCUGGAUUCAUGGAAUGAAGCUCCAAAAUAUGAGAUUCCACAUGGGGCCAUGGUCAAGAGGAUGCACAUCUACACUGGCAACAACCUGCAAGAAACAAGGGCUCCCGUGAUGCCGUUGGCUUGUUUCCUUGGUAACAUCUUUGCAGAGAGUGUUGAUGUCCUGAGAGAUGGUGCAGGGCCUCUGGGGCUCAAACUCCACCUUCUCACUGCAGGCUGCGGUCCAGGUGUGAUGGCUGAUGCUAAAGUGAGGUCCCUCGAAAGGAGCAUCUACUUUGGAGAUUCCUGUCAAGAUGUACUGGGUGCUUUGGGCUCGCCACAUAAAGUCUUCUACAAGUCUGAGGACAAGAUGAAGAUCCACUCUCCGUCACCCCACAAGCAGGUUCCUUCUAAAUGUAACGACUACUUCUUCAACUACUUCACCCUCGGAGUGGAUAUCCUGUUUGACUCUGCAACUCACCUGGUUAAGAAGUUUGUCCUCCAUACCAACUACCCCGGCCAUUACAACUUCAAUAUAUAUCAUCGAUGUGACUUUAAGAUUCCACUUGUCAUUAAGAAAGAAGGAGCCGAUUCUCAGACAGAGGACUGCAUGUUAACAACCUACAGCAAGUGGGAUCAGAUUCAGGAACUGCUCGGUCACCCGAUGGAGAAACCUGUCGUGCUCCACAGAUCCUCAUCAGCCAAUAACACCAACCCCUUUGGCUCUACCUUCUGCUUUGGACUGCAGAGGAUGAUCUUUGAGGUGAUGCAGAAUAACCACAUAGCAUCAGUGACCCUGUAUGGUGCUCAUCGGACCACAAGUCAAGCUCGACCUGAGUCCAGCAGUAGUUCCCACUGAACAAGUAACCAGAACCACAUCCCAUUCUGGCCUGUCCUGAGUCUAGUAUCUCUGCUGACUGAACCUCUAACCCAGAGCCAGAUUCAUAACCAAGCAGACCAAAACAACGUAAUUCAUACCAAGCUCAGAUGCUACUCAUUGAACAGACCCACGACCAGAAUCCAGAAUUUCACCAGUCACACCUGAUACUUAUCAACUUUUCCUGGUGGGUCCUAAGACUUACUCUCCCAAUCAGACACACCCGGUCGGCAUAGUGAACCCAACCCAGACUUUCCCAGGAACCAGGAUCCAGUGACACGGUUGCAGUGCUGGACCGCUGAUGCUUCUCAAAAUGAUGUCUCGGUUGUGUGGGAAUAUCACGCUGGUGCUGCAAACUGACAUGCUGAAGAAAAUCUAUGCUCAAGUAGAGCUCAGCUAUUUCCUGUUUCCAUCCAGUGACUCCGUUUGCCCAGGACCACAGAAGAAUAGUUUGGGCAGCAUGCUUCCACCAGUAAGAUGUAAUGGCAGCCUGUAUUGGACAAUAACCUCCAUCACAUUGUGGUGAGAGGAUCAGCAUUUAAUUAUCAUCUGCAACAAAUCUCUAUGUAAACUGCUGUGGCCAAAGUCUUGAAACAAACUCUCGCUUGACACACUGAAUAAACAUCAAACAACCACACUGCCAGCUCAACCAGUACCGCCUGUCUUCCUGCCACAACUUAAGAACCAGGCCAAACUGGCUCAAUCAAAACACGGACAUGUUUAAACUGCAAGCACGAAACCCGUCCAGCCCAACCAAGAGUCAACAGAGCCAAACACGUUGGAAGCUGCAGAAGACUUGUUAACCAGAAACAUGUCACCCUCUGGGUUUGUGGCACAGAACACAUCCACAAUGGCCGGUUGACCAGAUGUGAAGCCUCUCCAGUCAGAACAGUCCAAGUGUUGUCAUCAUAUCGUCUCCCUCUUAAACCGUCUUACUCACAAGUCUUCCGACUUUCUUCAGUACACAGUCGUAAACACUAUUAACCCACCACAGCUGUUGUUAUUUGCAACUCUAGAUGUUGACGUGACUGUCUCUUUACCUUAAUUCAAACACACAGGCAGAUAAUUAGACCCUUCACUAUCAGAUCAACAUUUAUUUAUAAUACAAGAAAGCUGGUUUAUCUUUUUUCUUAGCGCUAUAAAGUGCAAAACAAACAUGGAGACAUGCAGGCAUGACACAAGGAGUUGCAUGAACUUGGCAGAUGCUUUUGAAUGAGAGGAAACUUCUUAUAAGCACAAACUGGCAACCUGUUUUGUUUAUUUGAUCCUGUAUGUUGUGAGGGGCAAAGACUUGUUUUAUUUUUCUCUGCCCAGCUUCAUUCAUUCACACCACAACCAUUUUCAUUGUGUUCUCUUUUUGCAUUUGCACUAAUAUACACCUUUUUUACUUGAUUGGUUCAUUGCGCCCUAUCCUCAGAGAGCUCAAGCUUAGUCAGAAGACAGGUCCUCCCAUGGUGCAUGUUGUAUGCACUCAUCUCCCUUUCUCCUCUACAUCUGAUUGAUGCAUCAAAACUCAUCCCUCAGCAAUGUCUGCAUUUAUUGUUGAAUUGCCAAAUGCUUCAGCCAAAGACGAUUCAGGAUGAUUUCAUUCGAUCAGCGGACAUUAUCACUGUAGUCUCUUUUCUCUACACCUGUCCCAUGGAGAGAGUCGUUUGUUGGCUGUCUCCCUUUUCUUGUGUCUUUUAUGUCACACCUGCACAUUGCAGUCAUUGCCGCGGUAACGCCUCUACAUUCAGCACCUGGUCUCUGUAACUGCUGACAGUAAUUACACAAGCCGUGAAUAGCUGACUUGUGCGUGUGUUUUGAAACCAAUCAGCCUGUCUUUCAUCAGGGUUUGGUUCCAGCCAGAGACGCAUUUACAAUAGUAGGAGUCUCUUGUACAGUUGUUGUCAGAGAGCUGUAAUUUAACAAAUUGCUCUGUGAAUUCAUUACAUUUAAACCCAUUUAGAAAAUGGGUUUAACCAUCAUUCCUUCAUCAUAACAUUUGCUUCCCUCCAAAUGUCUGAAUUUUGAAUAUUUUUUCCUCCUACGCAUUUGAAUAAACUGUGUAUUAAUUUGAAUACACACAUUCUCUUU
Molecule: messenger RNA, 4400 nt
Organism: Cyclopterus lumpus (lumpfish)
Lineage: Eukaryota; Metazoa; Chordata; Actinopteri; Perciformes; Cyclopteridae
Gene: phaf1
Product: chromosome 6 C16orf70 homolog
Exons: 16
Coding region: 1056-2306 (416 amino acids)
Biological process (GO): Golgi to plasma membrane protein transport
Cellular component (GO): trans-Golgi network; dendrite; synaptic vesicle membrane
Source: RefSeq, a predicted model, not a curated record